GCGUUGCUUUUACCCGGCCAAACCUGUCGUACUACACAUUCCUUCACAUUUUGGGUCCACAAUCGAAAUGACUAAGCCUAAGUCAAGAACUAUCUCAGCACCUUUUGACGCACGGCAUGUCGGUGGCGUGAGCAUACCAGGAGCGACAGUGCCUAUUGUUGGCAUCGAACGCUCCUCUACCUCAUUGGAGCCGGACAACGCGCCCUCGCAUACAUUUGUAGCCCACGGCAACAUUGAAGUGCCUCGAAGAUCCCACACGAUUGCUUCAACGCUAGGCCGGCCAAGCUUGACGCUGAAGACUUCCAUAUCGCUGUUGAGGGGGCGGUCGAAUUCGAAUGCUCAGGCACCUGAGCCAACAGACGGGAGCUUGAAAGGCGAGAUGUCAGUACAUAGUUUAAGAAAGAAGACGAGCACAUCACGGUUCUGGCAGAAGGCGCACCACGAAUCACCAGUGGCAGAGUCUCCAAAAGAAGACAAAGGGGCGAUGAGGGCAUUCCCGCCGCACAAGGAAACACCUGUUCUUAGGACCAAGCCUUCUCAUCCAUUUAUGCCCUCCUUACCGACAGCAAAUCCAUAUGUGUAUCAGGCCCCACCAGUGCCUUCGCCUCCGCCACCACCGGCCUCUGAGUUGCGACAGACUCCACCACAGAGGGCACCCACUCAGAAGAAGCUUCCCGUUGUUCGAUCGAAGCGUGCAGACUCAGGGACAGCCAUAGAUUUCGAUGAUGUGCCGGCUGAAGAGCGACCACUGGGCUUUCGAGAAAUCCUAGCCGUUUCUAGCUUCUCGGAAAGAAUGGCUCUCUACAAGAAGACGAGGGACUAUUGGGCGCAUGCCGACCACGGCUUGGUUGAGUGGGUGGAUAGGUCAAGACCAAGGCCAUCGUUCCGAGUGUAGCCGUCCGCCGUAAGGGCGAUUACGAUUCGAUGUUCGCUUAGGUUCUGAAAGGCAUGAACCUCAUGGAGAAGUGGGGAAUUCUCGAGGGAAGCUUCUCCCUUCUCCCUUCUUUCUUCUUGAAAACAUCCAGUGAUGUAGCACGCAUCCAAUAAAGUUUAAUCCGAUACCCCUUGUAUAGCGCUGGUAGCUAUGUUACAUGUAUAUUAUGCUUGAGCGUUUGGAUUUCAUUGGGGUUCAAGAGGGAUAGAUGUCAGCGUAUGGUACUUUACGAAGAGAUGUGCUAGCAUCGCAAGGGACACUCAAGAGGGUGCGAUGAGCUACGAGGAUAUAAGAAGUCACUCGUUUCAUCUUUGCUCUUUCUCACUGUCCUAAUCAUCGUUGAAAUACGAGCAGGAUUGCACGUG
Molecule: messenger RNA, 1299 nt
Organism: Paraphaeosphaeria sporulosa
Lineage: Eukaryota; Fungi; Ascomycota; Dothideomycetes; Pleosporales; Didymosphaeriaceae
Exons: 1
Coding region: 68-895 (275 amino acids)
Source: RefSeq, a predicted model, not a curated record